CUAAUAUAGACUAUAUACGUCACCAAGUCUUACCCCUGUCGCCGGAAGUAACUAAAGUAGUUGUCAAGUUUAGCGCGAUGAAAACUGAAACAAUUCAUAUCUUAGUAAACAAUGGACUUGGAGGAUGUAAACACAUUUUUGAACAAUGAUCGACAGAAACCGAAAGGCAAAAAAUGGAGAAAAGAGCGAAUGAGCGGAAAGAUCCUUGGGAAUUAUGUUAUAAAUGGACGAAUCGGACACGGAGGUACAGCAUGUGUGUACCAAGCGGAAUGUCAUGGAAAAAUAAAUGCUUGUAAAGUAACAGACGGGAAGUACAGCGAUGGUCUUCUCAAGGAGUAUGAAAUAUUGCGAUCACUUGAACAUCAAAAUAUUUUGAAAGUUUUUGACUGUAUAGCCUGCAACAGAGUGGUUGUCAUGGCAAUUGAACGUUUACCAGCAAGCGAUCUGCAUGAUUUUAUAAUUCGAAAAUGGCCAGUUCCGUCCGAAGUUAGGCGCAAGUAUACGAAGCAAAUUGUUUCUGCUGUUGAACAUAUGCAUUACAAGGACAUCGCUCAUUGUGAUCUUAAACUUGAAAACAUGUUGAUCGAUACGACAGGGGAUAUCAAGAUAAUAGACUUUGGUUCAGCUCUUAGAGUUUCUGAAGCAACAUAUGACGAUUUUGCGUAUAUUGCAACAACACCAGAAUAUUUACCGCCGGAGAUUUUUUGCGCAUCUGCAGACGACACUUACGACAUCCGGGCAAUAGACGAAUGGAGUGUGGGCAUAGUUCUGUUUAUCAUGCUAACCGGACGUUUCCCAUUUGGCGAAGUGGACCAGACAAAAAUUGCCAAGUACAUAAAGAAAAUGCGGUCUGUUAGAUCGUUUGAGUUACGAAAAAGUGAGGAACGGUUCUUGUACUUUGAACAUGACUAUUUAGAAAUUGUACGUGGACUUCUUGCAUUUAAACCGGAAAAUCGACUACCGGUAUCAAAAGCUCUUUCAAUGGCAUAUUUUACAAAAGGAAUGGAUAUUGAAGAUAUUGAGAAGGAAAUCGAUGAUGACUUUAGUGCAAUUUUUGACGAUAUAUAACCAGAUAGGUCUGAUCAAACAUGGGAAUGUUAUAGACGCCACAAACACAAAGGGAUAAACAUUCACAAAUACUGAUAUACCGAAAAAUGCAUCUGUAAAGAAUAGAAAUGUAUUUGACCUUGUACAUAAAGAAAAAAAUGUUCGGUAUACUUAAAGAUACUUGAAAAGGUCUCCAAUGUAUGUUCAUUAUUUAUUUUCUAUGUGGGUAAACAAGUUUUAAAGAUGUAAACUGUACAUUCGAUAUCGAAUCUACUCAGUGGUCCGUUUUUCAUAUUAUGUGAAGUAAAUUAUGUUUACAUCUACAGCUAUAGUAAUGUUAUAGUACAUGCACUUGAAUCUUUGAAUGUUUUUUUCACAGCAUAGUAAGUGUGAACUUUAAAUAGGAUGCAGCUAAAUUUAGUGUAUAACAGAUCAAGGAAAUCUGAUUGUGUAAGAUAAUUAAUUAAUGAUUAAAUAAAAUUCAUUACAUUUUCUGAGUAGGGGAAAUUCGCGUACGUUGGCCACUAAUACACUUUGUAGGUUAAAUAAUAAAUGAAUAAGAAUUCCACAUUUAAAAGAAAUAGUUAUUGGAAAUAUAGAAAAUUACUUCAUAGUGUCUAAGUCAACAUGCAAUAAACAUAUAUGUGUGUAAAAGCGGAACUUUGAUUCAGGUUUAAAAUAGCAAACACCUUAUAUAUGUAUAGCUAAGCAGAUGUGUAAUUUCAUUAAAACUGAAUUUUUUUAACAGAUGACAAUUAUACAUGACAUUUAAUUGUAAAUGCACAUUGUAGAUUUACAAGUACAGUUAGUUUAUGAAUUUAGUCACGAUAAAAUUAUUUGAUAAGGAUUUCCUAUCCUGCAAUCUUUGAUGUCGAUAUGUAAUUAGUCUUUUAAAGACUACAGGUUUUGGUGACGGGCAAAUCGCAAAAAUUGUCGGCUUUUAUGGCAGGUAAAUUUACACUGUUAACUUAAUCAUUGUUUAGAAACAAUAUAUCCCAAAAAUUUUUUUGUUGGAUAACCAUUGUUAUGAGUUCAGAUGCGAACGAAUAAUAUUACGAGAUAUUUUAUUUCAAUUUUAUGAGGGUAUCCAAGAUUACUAUACCUACAUCUUUCUCGACAUCACCAAACAUUUGACUGUUUUGAGUAGAAUUCAUUCGUUUUCAUCUGCCGUUAAGAUGUUUGACGCUAUGAUGUAAUAAUUUUUACGUGCAAACUGACUGUUUUCAUAAUAACGUCACAGCCUUCGUUGUUUCAUAGGAAACCAAAUCGGACCAUGUUAGAACCAUGUUAGAAUGAUUCUUAUAGCAUAAAUUUUAGAAUGUUUAGGAUUAUAAAGCAGAAAAAUGCUUUACUACUUACUAGUUCUUAUGCGUCGUCGCUUAAAUUAAAGGUCUAUUUUCAAGAAUGAAGACGCCUCCCCUGAGUGACUUGUCUUGCUGAUUUACUCAAAAUUGCUGCUUUUAAUGAAAAUAAAACUACAUUUUGAUUUUUUUCACUGUUCAAGUACAUAUGAAUUGAGAAACGCUAUGAAAUUAAAACUAAAUUUUUAUUAUUAUUUUUUUUUCUAUUUUUCAAGUACAUAUGAAUUGAGAAACGCUAUGAGAAAAAAUAUUAAUAACUUUCCGACAUAUUACCAGUUUGGUGACCUAAAUGACAUCUAUUUUUUGAGUUACUGCGGUCAAUGAUAUCAUUUUAUAUUUAUUUAAAUUUAAUUCUAAGGUUUAAAGUUGAUUUCACAUACUGUCAGUUUAAUUUGUAUUUACAUUCAAGAACAUGAGAAAAAUACAUCUAUAAAGAAACUAUUACAUAAAGUCACGCAAAUAACGAGGGCAUCAAGUUAUCAUUAUGUUAAACUUUUUUAUCAUUCAACAAAUAUGGAAAUAAAACAGAGAUUAUCCAAACACAA
Molecule: messenger RNA, 2953 nt
Organism: Mercenaria mercenaria
Lineage: Eukaryota; Metazoa; Mollusca; Bivalvia; Venerida; Veneridae
Exons: 2
Coding region: 112-1068 (318 amino acids)
Biological process (GO): protein phosphorylation; mitotic DNA damage checkpoint signaling
Cellular component (GO): nucleus
Molecular function (GO): ATP binding; protein serine/threonine kinase activity
Source: RefSeq, a predicted model, not a curated record